This is a messenger RNA of Venturia canescens, 1608 nucleotides long. RefSeq names its product mitochondrial import inner membrane translocase subunit Tim17-B. Lineage: Eukaryota; Metazoa; Arthropoda; Insecta; Hymenoptera; Ichneumonidae. The record is from RefSeq and is a predicted model, not a curated record. The coding region runs from base 156 to 647 and encodes 163 amino acids. Gene Ontology annotation, cellular component: TIM23 mitochondrial import inner membrane translocase complex; mitochondrial inner membrane. The transcript has 2 exons. Gene Ontology annotation, molecular function: transmembrane protein transporter activity. Gene Ontology annotation, biological process: protein import into mitochondrial matrix.
AUUGGUACGUGAAGAACUCAAAUGUGGCGCUUGUGUCGGCUCUGCAACACGAAAUCGUUCGAGCCGCUGUUCUUCACGCUUUUUCGCUGUAACACCUCGUUGUAAUUUUAUUUCUCAUCUCACGGUGCUGCCCAAAAUUUUAUUGGAAAUAGAAAAUGGAAGAAUAUGCAAGAGAGCCUUGUCCAUGGCGUAUAGUUGAUGACUGUGGCGGUGCAUUCACAAUGGGCGCGAUAGGAGGUGCUGUGUUCCAAAGCAUAAAAGGAUUUCGCAAUGCUCCGAGCGGUUUGAACAAAAGAUUUUUGGGAAGUUUGAUGGCAAUAAAGCAAAGAUCACCCAUAAUAGCAGGAAACUUUGCCGUAUGGGGAGGAAUGUUUUCAACGAUCGAUUGCACUCUGGUACACUUUAGGAAGAAAGAAGAUCCGUGGAAUUCUAUUAUAAGCGGAGCAGCAACAGGCGGAAUAUUGGCAGCAAGAAAUGGUUUGCCCGCAAUGGCAGGCAGCGCGGUCAUUGGAGGAAUGCUUCUGGCACUGAUAGAAGGAGUUGGCAUACUUUUCACUCGUCUCUCUGCUGAACAAUUCAAACCCCCGAGUUUGGUUGUCGAUGAUCCUUCGCAGCUUGGCCCACCACCACAAAAUUAUCCCUCAUAGACACGAAUGAACCAAUGAAUGAUUAACUCUAGAAUAUUUUACAAAUUAGGAGGUAAUACUCGAGUGAGUCCUGCUGCGUUACACAUGUUUCAAUUCGCCCGGUGCGACUCGACUUUGAACCGUUACAAAAAAUUUGUACAGACGAUGAUUAAGUUGAAAAAUCAUAAAGAAAACAAAUUGCUACGUAGUACUGAGUCUCUGGAUUUUUUUUUGUACUUUCAUAUCUUUAUUUUGUGACUAUAAUCUUUUAUUAAAAAAUGCAUUAAUAUUUGAAAAGUAUCAUCAUUGUUAAUUGUGGGGAGUAUCAUAAAAUAACUUUUAAUGUUGACAGAAACCUAUAGAAAAUCAUUCUCACAAUGUAACAAGAACUAUUGAAAAUCAUUGAUUCGACUAACACGUCUGUUACCUGGAUAUUAGAGGCAUAAGGAUGUAACAAACUUUGUAAGUUUGAACAUUUAUUCAUUCUGUUGAACCAAUCAAAGCUCAGUUUUUUCCUGAUUUUUUUCAUUGCAGUUUGACCUGUAGGCACUCGAAUGAAGCAGAUAUUCCAAAUGAAAGACAGUUCCAGUGAUAACCAAUAUGUAAAUAUCAUUCAUGCUAAGAAUUAAAAUAAUUUAAAAAAAGAAAUGAAGUAAAUAGUAGUGGGAAAAUGAUUAUUCACAUCAUCAGUUAUGAAAUAAUGAUAAGAAGAAGAAGGUUCAACGAAUAGUUUUGAAUCAUUGAUGAUCAUCUUCAUCCUCUUCCUCUUCAUCGGUAUCUUGUUUUUUUAAGACUGGUAUUGACAGAUCUAAUUUUUCACAAAUUUGUAGUUUUGACGAUUCUAUUUUUGGUGUUUCAUUAACGUUUGACUGGUUUUCUUUUUCUCUCUUGAGGCUUGCCAGUUCCAUUUGUUCUACCUGUAACCAACGAAAGAACACAUUUUUAAAAAAUAUUAAACGACUAAUAAAUCAUAAUAAAUAAC